AUGUCAAUCCAUUCAUUAGAUAAAAUUAAUAAAGUAAUUUUAAGUAAAAACAUUAAUGAAUAUAUUAAUAUUGUUGGUGACGAAGUUAAAGAGAAUUUAGAAGAAUUAAAAAGAAUUGAUAAAGAAAUUGGAGAAAAAGAAAUUGAAUAUCAAAUUGAAUGUUUAAAAAUUGAACAAGAAAAUGAAAAAGAUCUUAAAGAAAUUCUUGAAAUUAGAAGAGCAAUUAUUAAUGGAAUAAAUUAUAACCAAAAUAAAGAAAUAAAAAGUUGUGGAAUUCCUAAUUUUUGGAUUGAAGUAUUUAAUGAAGUUGGAUUAAUAGGAAAUUUAGAAGUAAGUAAAGAAGAAAUUGAAAUACUUCAAUCAUUAAUUGACAUUGAAAAACAUAUUAAAGAAAUAAAAAAAAUUGAAGGAAAAGAAGAAAUUUAUGUAAAUAUUCAUUAUAAAUUUAUCUUUAAACAAAAUCAAUUUAUUUCUAAUUUAAUAUUUGAAUUUGAAUUAGAACAUUGUAUUAAUCGUUAUGGUAUUAUUAUUGAUGAAACUAGAAAUUAUAUCCCAUUAAAUCAAUUUAAAUGGAAAAAACAAAUUAAUGAAAAAAGAAUGUUUAAUCUUCUUGAAAAUGGUGGAAAAAAUCUUCAUUUUUAUUUACAAGAUGCAUUAAAUAAUAUUAAUUUUAUUGCAAUUGAUUUGUUUUUUGGAAUUAAUACACAAAAUCUUUUUCUUGAUUCAUUUAGUAUUAGUGAUAAUGAAUCUGAAAAUAAAAGUAUUAAUGAUGAUGAUGAAUGUGUUGAUUAUUCAUCUCAUCUUUAA
Entamoeba dispar SAW760 is the source of this 807-nucleotide messenger RNA. RefSeq lists its product as uncharacterized. Bases 1 to 807 code for a protein of 268 amino acids. Gene Ontology annotation, cellular component: chromatin; nucleus. The transcript has a single exon. Gene Ontology annotation, biological process: nucleosome assembly. Lineage: Eukaryota; Evosea; Mastigamoebida; Endamoebidae. The record is from RefSeq and is a predicted model, not a curated record. Gene Ontology annotation, molecular function: chromatin binding; histone binding.